AUGGAACCCGAGUUGAUCGCAGACUACCUCAACCAUGUAGGUGAAGGUCCGCUCUGGCACGUUAGCGAGAAGCGACUCUACUGGGUCGAUAUCCCUCAAGGUCGCAUAUUCUGGUUCGAUCCCGAAUCCGGCGAACACGAGCAGUUCUUCCAGGGUAGAGUCAUAGGUGGUUUUACUAUCCAGGUUGACGGCUCCCUGUUGCUGUUCAUGGACAGGGGUUCCAUCGCCCUCCUGCGAGAUGGCGAGCUUAGCUACGUCGUCGAGGAAAUACCUGAAGAGCGCGACACACGCUUCAAUGACGUAAUCGCCGACUCCCGCGGCAGCGUCUUCUGCGGCACCAUGCCAACCGAUACCCGACCCGCGAAGCUGUACCGACUCGAUCCAGACGGCAGUCUGACAGUCGUGCUCGACAACAUCGGGCUAUCAAACGGGCUGGGCUUCACUCUCGACCGCAAGCAGAUGUACUACACCGACUCGUUCGCUCGGAAGAUAUACAUUUUCGAUUACGAUGAGAGCACGAGCGAGAUUUCCAACCAGCGCGUAUUCGUAGAAACACCUGAAGGCCAAGGUAUACCGGAUGGCAUGACCGUCGACGCCGAUGGCUAUGUCUGGUCUGCUCGUGCGGACGGGUCGGCUUUGUUUAGGUACACAACCGAUGGCGUCGAGGAGCGCUCCAUUCCCUUCCCUGCGAAGAAGGUCUCCAGCGUUACUUUCGGGGGACCAGAUAUGGACGAGAUCUACGUAACAACCAUCGGGGGAGACAACAAAGCUGACGAGGGACCUGGAGCGGGAGCUCUUUUCAGGUUGAAGCUCGGCAUCAAAGGUGUGCCGGACUUCCACUCCCGAAUCGGAGUCUGA
This is a messenger RNA of Geodia barretti, 858 nucleotides long. The record is from the annotation of a GenBank genome assembly. NCBI's taxonomy places the organism in Eukaryota, Metazoa, Porifera, Demospongiae, Tetractinellida, Geodiidae.